UGUGUGAGAUUGAUAAACAUUCAAAUGUCUACGUCUAGUCUUAUCGAUAAACUUAAUUACAAAUCCGAUUGAAAAAGUUCUUGUCUUAUAAUAUCGUUCAGUUAAAAUUAAAUUAUCUUUAAUUAGGAAGAUAGAAAUAGUGGUAUGGUUAUAAAGUUUUUGUCUGGUGUAAGAAAUGGAAACUUUGUAUCACCAAACGAAUCAAUUAAUUCAGGAAACUUCGCAAUUGUUUCACAAAUUAGAAUUCGAACCAGAUGGGGACAAAAUCGAGAAUGAUAUUCAGUCAAAAAUCAAUGCUAUCAAUGCAAACUGUGAGAAAUUGGAUAUUUUGGUCUUCAAAACUCCUAUUAAUCAAAGAUCAAUGGCUAAAAUGAGAGUUGAUCAGCUUAAAUAUGACAAUAAACAUAUACAGGCAUCAUUGAUUAAUGCCCAGAACAAGAGACACAGACGUGAGCAGGAGAAGGCAGAGAGAGAAGAGUUAGUGAGUAGAAGGUUCGGGCAUGACCACACAGCUAUAACGGUUGACUACUUGGCUCAGGAACAAAACUCCUUGCAACAUUCACAUAGAAAUGUCGAUGAGAUGUUACACACAGGUUCAAAUAUUUUGGAGACGUUGAAGUAUAACCGCGAAACCUUGAAAGGUGCCCAUCGUAGGUUAAUAGACUUGGCCAACACGCUAGGUCUCUCAAACGCUACGAUAUCGCUGAUAGAACGAAGAGUUGCUCAGGACAAAUACGUAUUAUUUGGUGGAAUGUUCGUCACUUUGGCAGUGAUUGUACUUGUGAUCAUAUAUUUUGUAUAAUUAGUAUAAAUAUACACAGCUUAUUCCAAUCGCAGGAGGAGCAGAGACUAUAUACAACGUCGACAUUGAACUGAUGAAACAGCAUUGAUCGAGAUAUCGAUUACUAUUAUGAUAUUCAUAAUGGAUUUGCUUAAAAUUGGAAUCAGGAACUGUUUGUAGUCCAU
Vanessa tameamea is the source of this 966-nucleotide messenger RNA. RefSeq names its product membrin (gene Membrin). The transcript is spliced from 4 exons. The record is from RefSeq and is a predicted model, not a curated record. Bases 176 to 802 code for a protein of 208 amino acids. Gene Ontology annotation, cellular component: ER to Golgi transport vesicle membrane; SNARE complex; late endosome membrane. NCBI's taxonomy places the organism in Eukaryota, Metazoa, Arthropoda, Insecta, Lepidoptera, Nymphalidae. Gene Ontology annotation, molecular function: SNAP receptor activity; SNARE binding. Gene Ontology annotation, biological process: vesicle-mediated transport; vesicle fusion.